AUGGGCCCCCGCGGAGCGCGGUGCGGCGCCCGGCGCGCCGCCGGCUACCUGCUGCUGUGCUGGGCUCUGGCCGCCGCCCGCGCCGCCCCGCGCAGGACACCCUCGUUCGACGGCCACGUCGCGGAGAACCGGCCGGCGGGCACGCGGGUGCGCGGGCUCAGCAUCCCCCUGACGCGGCUGGGGCCCGAGCCCUGGUGCGCCAAGGUGCAGGGGCGCCGCUGGCACCUGCAGCUGCUGGGCGAGGGACACUCGCACUUCCAGGUGUCGCUGGACGCGCGCACGGCCCGCGUGUGGCUGCGCACCCGCCGCCCGCUGGACCGCGAGGCGCGGGCGCUGUACUCGCUCCGCCUGGGGCUGUGCUGCAAGCGCUGCGCGCCCCAGGGCGCCGCGCCCGCGGAGCUGGCCGCGCUCACCGUGCGCGUCCUGGACGACAACGACAACGCGCCGCGCUUCGUGGGGCCCGGCUCCGCGCAGCUCCGCGUGGAGGAGACGCUGGCGCUCAAGUCCCAGGUGUGGCAGGCGCGGGCCGAGGACGCGGACGCGGGCGCCAACGCGGAGCUGCGCUACUUCGCCCUCCCGCGCAGCGCGCACUUCUUCGUGGUGCCGCGCAGCGGACGCGUGGUGCUGGUGAGCUCCCUGCUCCACUUGCGCGCUCCCAUCCCGCUACGCCUCUACGCGCGGGACCGCGGCCGGCCCGCGCUUCUCAGCGAGCCCCUGGAGCUGGAGGUGCUGCCGCAGCCCAAGCGCCUCCCGCCGCCGCCGCCCCGCCGCCGCCGGCGGGCCGCGCUGCCGCCCGCCGCGCCCCUGGCGCUGGCACUGCCCGAGGACGCCCGCCCGGGCACCCGCCUGGCCACCCUGGCCCCCGCGCGCUUCGCCUCCGCCUGGUUCGAGCUGCUGUCGCCGCCCGUCGAGGAGUCGCCGGUGAGCGUGGAGCGAGAGAGCGGCGAGGUGACGCUGCGCGCGGCCCUGGACAGGGAGGCGGUGGCCGCCUGGGAGCUCGUCGUCCGCGUCCAGGAGCGCCGAGGGAAGGAUUGGUACCUGGUGCAUGUCUCACUUACUGUGACAGAUGUGAAUGACAACGUCCCUGAGUGGGCCAUGGAGCCCUUCCCUUUCCUGGCUGUGGUUUCUCCUGAGGCUGCAGGAGGGACUGAAGUGUACAAGCUGCUUGCUGUGGAUGCAGAUGAAGGGAUCCAUGGAACUGUAGAAUAUUUUCUCUUGGAAGGUGGCGAAGACAGAUUUGAAGUUGAGAAGGACACUGGCUGGAUUAAAACAACAGGUUUGCCACUGGUGAGGGACAAGGAGUAUUUGCUGACUGUACUAGCAGCAGAUAAACUUGGAAGCAGAGGGUCCCCAGCCUCUGUUUCUGUAAUUGCUGGAUUCCGACCACCACAGUUCACCAACAUCUCAUACUUUGUGUAUGUUCCUGAGAGCACCCCGCAAGGAGAGCCCUUUCUUACAGUCACUGCUGUGUCAUAUCAGAAGAAAUCCCUGAGCUACAGUUUGCUCACUAAUCCUGGGGGUCUGUUCAGCAUUGAUCAGGCAACGGGAGAGCUCAGUCUAACUCGGAGUGUGGAUUAUGAAGGUGACCCCCACCAGUACCUCCUUUUGGUCAGGGCAGAGGAGAACGAGGAGCAGUCCAGCACUGCUGCUGAGGUUUUGGUUGUAAUCACAGAUGUGAAUGAUUGUGCCCCUGCAUUUCAUCAGUCGAUUUACAGCAAAGUUGGUGUUCCUGAAACAGUUCCUAUGACAACUGCUCUUCUCCAAGUGACAGCCACUGACUGUGACUCAAAGGAGAAUGCCCAGUUGCUGUAUUACACUCUGAGCCAAGACUUCAGCAUUACUUCUCAUGGCACUAUUUUUCCAGCCACACGGUUGGACUACGAGCGCCCGAACCACCUCUAUGAGUUCAUCAUUAUGGCUGUAGAUCAAGGGGAAGAGCCCAGGACUGGCACAGCAACUGUUAGGAUCCAUGUCUCCAAUGUGAAUGAUGAAGCACCUGAGUUUUCUCAGACAAUCUACAGGAGCUUUGUUUCUGAAGAUGCAGGCCCAAACACGCUGAUUGCCACAGUUAAUGCUGUUGAUCCUGAUGGAGAUGGUGUGACAUAUGAUAUUCUGUCUGGGAAUCAGAAAGGGAACUUUGUUAUUGACCCUAAGAAAGGGCUACUUAGACUGCGUGCAAGCCCAUUUCCUGAGCUGCAGGGGACAGAAUAUGUUCUGAAUGUCACAGCAACUGAUGAUAAUGCCUCUGGAGGGCCCCAUCCUCUCACAAGUACUGCCCAGGUUGUAGUGAAAAUUGAUGAUGUCAACAAUAACAAACCUGUCUUUCAGAAGUGCCAGUAUUAUCGGGAACAUGCUUCUGUCCUGGAAAAUCAGCCUUCAGGGACUGUUGUUCUGCAGGUUGAAGCCACUGAUGCUGAUGAAGGGGCCAAUGGAAUAGUGAAAUAUGGUUUGAUGCACAGAGAUGGUGUCCUACCAGCAUUUAGCAUUCAUCCUGACACAGGAGUUCUGACAACUCUUCAGGUAUUUGAUCGAGAAAAACAGAGGGAAUAUCCCAUCACUGUGACAGCAACAGAUCAGGCAGCAGAGCCGCUCAUUGGAAUAUGUCAGAUCAAUAUUGUCAUCCUGGACCAAAAUGACAAUGACCCCAGAUUUGAAAACACCCACUAUGAAUAUUUCCUCCGAGAGGACACAAGAGUUGGGACCAGCUUCCUGCGUGUUGCAGCCCGGGAUGAUGACUACAGCUCAAAUGCUGCCAUUACAUACUCCAUAGCAAGUGAUGAACCAAAUUAUUUACAGAUUAAUCCUACCACAGGCUGGGUGUUUGUAAACCAGCCCAUAUCUCAGAAGUCAUCUAUAAUUCGAGAGAUUACUGCUACAGAUGGAGGCAACAGGAGCAGUAAAGUUGAACUUGCUGUAACUGUAACCAGUGCAAAAAACCAGCCUCCACAGUGGGAAAGAGACAGCUAUGAAGUUGUUAUUCCAGAGAAUACAACACGGGAUGCCUCAAUUUUGACAAUCAAAGCAACUUCUCCCCUUGGAGAUCCCCGUGUCACUUACAACCUGGAAGAGGGGCUUGUCCCAGAGACCAACAUGCCAGUGCGUUUCUACCUGACUCCAAACAGACAUGAUGGUUCUGCUUCAAUCCUGGUAGCUGAGCCCCUGGAUUAUGAAACAACAAAGAGCUUUCAGCUGCGGGUGCGAGCACAGAACGUGGCUGCAGUUCCUCUGGCAGCAUUCACCACAGUCCAUGUUAAUGUCACAGAUGUCAAUGACAAUGUCCCAUUCUUCACUUCAUCCAUUUAUGAAGCCUCAGUAACAGAGGGAGCUGAUGUGGGGACAUUUGUCACUCAGGUGUCUGCCACUGACCUUGACAUUGGUCAGCAUGGUGAGAUAACUUACUCCCUGUUACAUGACAGUGGCAGAGACUACACCUGUUUUCGCUUGGACCCCCAGACAGGCUCCAUUUACACCACCUCGGUGUUUGACAGAGAGGAGAAGGGCUCCUACCUUCUGGAAGUCAAGUCAAUGGAUGGCUCUGAAUCAGCUCGACCUGGAAAGCAUGGGAAGCCAAACUCUGACACGGCGUACGUGCGUGUGUCCGUCAGCGACGUGAACGACAACCAGCCCGUCUUCGCCCAGAGCGUCUACGAGGUGAGCGUGGACGAGGACCAGGAUGUGGGAUCUACCAUCCUCACAGUCAGUGCUAACGAUGAGGAUGAAGGAACAAAUGCUAAACUACGGUAUCAGAUCACAGCUGGAAACACAGGAGGAGUGCUGGAUGUAGAUCCAGAAACAGGAGCCAUUUUCAUUGCCCAACCACUGGACUAUGAAGAAACAAAAAUGUAUGAGAUCCACUUGUUGGCUUCUGAUGGGAAAUGGGAGGAUUAUGCAGUUAUAAUCAUCAACAUCAUGAAUAAAAAUGAUGAGGCUCCAGUUUUUUCUAUCAAUGAAUACUAUGGAAGUAUAAUUGAGGAACUGGAUUCAUUGCCAGUCUUUGUACUUCAGGUUAUGGCCAGUGAUCCUGAUAGUGGUGUUGAUGGAGGAGAUUUGAGAUAUUCCUUGCAUGGGUAUGGUGCAGCUGACAUUUUCACAAUAGAUGAGAAAACAGGCAGCAUUUACUCCCACAAGAGGCUGGACCGGGAAGAGAGAGCACUGUGGAGAUUCAUUGUGUUGGCUACUGAUGAAGGUGGAGGAGGACUUACAGGGUUUGCAGAUGUGAUCAUCAACGUGUGGGAUAUAAACGACAGUGCACCCACAUUCACAUGCAUGCCUGAUGACUGCAAUGGGAAUGUCUUUGAAAACUCUCCUGCAGACACCUUAGUCAUGGAAAUGGCUGCAGUCGAUCGUGAUGACCCAAACGUUGGUCUGAAUGCUGUCCUGACGUACAGGAUAACAGAGAACGUGAAGAAUGAGUUUGGUACUGACAUGUUUAAUAUCAAUCCCAGUACUGGGACCAUCCACGUGGCAGGGGGACUGCUAGACAGAGAGAGGACUGAAAGUUACUUUCUUACUGUUGAAGCAAGAGAUGGGGGAGGACUAAGGGGAACUGCCACUGCCACUGUCUGGGUUGCAGAUGUCAAUGAUAGCGUUCCCAAAUUCACAAAGAAGCUGUGGCAGGCAGCAAUUCCUGAGAACAGUGCCAUUGACUCAGAAGUCCUGCAGGUGUGUGCUACGGAUGCAGACGUUGGGGAAAACGCAGACUUGAUGUUCAGUAUCAUUGGGGGAGACCCAGAUGAGAAGUUUUAUAUUGAGAAUGACAAAGAAUGGCAAUGUGGCACUGUUCGACUGAAAAAAAUGUUGGAUUUUGAGAAUGCCCGUGAAAGACAGUUUAAUCUUACUAUUACUGUGGAAGAUCUGGAUUUUUCUAGUGUUGCAGUGUGCCUGAUUGAAGUUGAAGACUCAAAUGACCACAGUCCAGCUUUCCUUUCUCAGUUUAUUCAGACAAACCCUGUAUUUGAAGACGUGCCUGUAGGUACUACAGUAACCACAGUGAGGGCUACAGACAAGGACUCUGAUUUGAAUGGGAAGAUUAUCUAUUCUAUAAAGUCAGAUUCAGACCCUAUGAGACAAUUUGUGGUUGACCAGUUUGGUCACUUGGUUGUGGCAAGUGCACUUGAUCGUGAAGCCAUUCAGAAAUACGCUUUAAUUGUACAAGCUGCAGAUCAGGGGACACCUGCCCGCACUGGAAGUGUCACAGUUUUAAUUAACUUGCUUGAUAUUAAUGACAAUGGACCAAGGUUUGAAGCACCAUACAUGCCUGUAGUUUGGGAGAAUACAUUGAAGCCUGAAAUAGUGCAUAUGAACCAUACCUCAAAGCUGCUUCAUGCCUUUGAUCCGGAUGCUGAGGAAAACGGGCCACCCUUUACCUAUUCAUUGCCACCAGAAUAUCAGAAUUCCUUGGACUUUUCUCUUACUGACAACAGAAAUAACACAGCUACUAUAACAGCUUUGAGGUCCUUUGACAGAGAAAAGCAGAAGGUGUUUCACCUGCCAAUAGUUAUAACAGAUAGUGGGAUUCCAGCGAUGAGCUCCACGACCACCCUGACUAUAACAGUUGGCGAUGAGAACGACAACUGCCAUGAGUCUGGCCACAAGGAGGUCUAUGUGUACAGCUACAAAGGAAAAUGGUCAACAACAGUGCUUGGGGAAGUGUUUGCACCAGAUCAGGAUGACUGGGACAAUAAAACAUUUCUCUCUGAAGGAAAACUGCACAAAUCUUUCAGAUUAAAUCAGAGGACUGGGUCUUUGCUGAUGGUGGAUAACACUCCUCAGGGAAUAUACAACUUAAGAGUCAGAGUUUCUGAUGGAGUUUGUCCUGAUGUUAUAUCUACAGUACAAGUCCAUGUCAGAGACCUGGAAAAUGAAGCCAUACAAAACUCAGCCACUGUGCGUUUCUCAGAUGUCACAGCAGAGGAGUUCAUAAGGAGAGAUGAACACGGCAAAACGAGGCAUGGCGAAUUCAAGGAGUUCCUUGCAAAACUGUUACCUGCAAAGCUGAGUGAUGUGAUUGUCUUCAGUGUGAUGGGCAGGGAUGGAAAACAGACAGAUGUGAGAUUUGCAGUCCGUGCUGGCUCGGCCUAUUACAGACCUGAGAAACUGCAUGCGGAGAUGGCAGCGUUCAAAACUGAGAUGCAGUCAGCUCUACAACUGAACAUUUCCCAGAUCGAUGUUGACGAGUGCAGGAGUGCCAACUGCAGCGAGGGCUGUACAAACCACCUCAGUGUGAGCGACAUCCCCACAGUGAUGGACACGGGGAGCGUGUCCUUCGUGUCCCUGAGCACCUCCAGCCAGGGGCUCUGCGCCUGCUCCGCCCGCGAGCGCCUGCACCAGCCCUGCUCCUCCUACCCCCGCAGCCCCUGCCUCAACGGGGGCCUUUGUGUCGACACUCUGAACGGCUACAGAUGUCUUUGUCCUGCUUCCUUUCAUGGACCAGACUGCCAGCAGACUAAGCACAGUUUCCAUGGAAAUGGUUAUGCAUGGUUUCGUCCCAUCAGACCUUGUUUUGAAAGCUCUCUCUCUCUCGAGUUUAUUACUGUGGUUCCAGAUGGACUUUUACUAUAUAGUGGCCCUUUAUCAAAUCCAGAACCCGGGAGCACAGAAAACUUCAUUGCAAUAGAACUCUCUGGUGGUAUUCCUGUGCUGAAGAUGAGCCAUGGCUCAGGUUCUGUGGUGCUGCAGUUUCCAAGUCACCUGAAUGUUGCGGACAAGAAGUGGCAUCGACUGGAAGUCAGAACCAACGGUCAGGCUGUCCGCUUCACUCUGGAUCAGUGCAGCGCCGCCGUGCUGUCCGAGAUCGAAGGCGUUGGCCGCUGGCUGUCCACUGAAGAUCGCACAAACUGUGAAGUCUUGGGGUCUGUUCCACGGAGAGCAAGGUAUUUGACUGUGAACCAUGUUCUCCAGCUGGGUGGUGUGAAAGAGUCGUUACCAUAUUCCUACCCACAGUUGCUACACAAACAUUUUUCUGGUUGCUUGCGCAAUCUCAUCUUGGAUACUCAGGUGUAUGACCUUCAGUCUCCUGCAGAGUCCCUGAACAGCUUCCCUGGCUGCACCCUGACGGAUGGGAGUUGUGAGACCAUGGGAUCUUCCUCCUGUGGUGCCCAUGGGAGGUGCCUUGGGGACUGGGGCUCGUUUGCGUGUCACUGUUUGCCAGGCUACCACGGCUAUCGAUGUGAUAAAGUGGCCAAGGAGUACAGGUUUGAGGCAGGCAGCCACAUCCGCUACCAGCUGCCUGUCAGUGUGUCUGCCCGCAGGACGCUGCUGCAGGCCCUGGUGCGCACGCGGCAGCCCGACGGCGUCAUCGCCACCGUGCUGUCCCGGGCCAGGGACGAGCACAUCACCCUGCAGGUUGUUCAGGGACUCCUAGUGGUCUCAUACAAUCUGGGUGAUGGAAACUAUUCUGUAAGCCUUCCCUCAUACCACAUUGACAAUGGUGAAUGGCAUCACAUCACACUGGAGAGAAAUGAAAAUGAAUUUACUCUUCGCCUUUAUGAAGGAGGUGGAAAGAGAGAGAUUACUAAAGCAGCAGGAAUAUACAAAGAGAUUGUCAUUGACCCCAGCAGCUUGGUCCUUGGAAACACCUACCCAUUCAAUCAAAACAGGAGUUUUCAAGGAUGUAUGAAGGAUGUCAGAUUUAACAACUACAGAAUCCCUCUGGACACUCAUGGGAAAGAGCUGGUGUCAAUAUUGAGUGCCCAAGGCAUCAAAGAAGGCUGUUCUUCGGAGGCCUGUAGGAAUAACCCUUGCAACCAGGAAUUUAUUUGUAUUGAUUUGUGGAUGAUGCAUGAAUGCAGCUGCCCUGCAGGACACAUGAUCCUGGAGAACGCCUCAGGCCGGCAGUGCGUGUACACGGCGUGCGCCGAGCGGCCCUGCAACUACGGCACCUGCGUGUCCCUGUCCCCCAGCACCUUCCAGUGCCACUGCCCCGACGGCUACACCGGGCGCCGCUGCGAGGUCACCCUGGCCAUCUUCCACAAGGACACGGGCCUCAGCUUCACCUCCCUCUUCGCCAUCUGCGUCUGCUUCCUGGCGCUCCUAGCUCUGCUCAGCACUGCCUUCCUCUGGGCUCACUGGAAGACACGCAAGGGUCUGCACGGAGGCGUUUACCACGGAUCUGCUCAUCCUGAGGAUCUGGAGGACAUCAGGGAAAACAUCCUCAACUACAAUGAAGAAGGGGGUGGGGAGCAAGAUGAAGACGCCUACAACAUGGCAGAGCUGCAGGUGUCCAUGCAAGGCAGCCCGGCCUGUUCCGUGCACAGGAGGAAGGAGCUGCCGGCCCAGCGGCAGGGCGCCGUGAGGGCGCGGCCCGGGCCCGCGGCGGGCGCGGCGCUGGGCCGGGCGCUGCCGGCGCUGCUGAGGGAGGCCGAGCGCCGCGCCCCGGGCCCGCCGCAGGACUCGCUGCGCGUCUUCUGCACCGAGGGCACCGGCUCCAGCGCCGGCAGCCUCAGCUCCCUCAGCUCCCUCAGCUCCGCGGGGCUGGGCGGCGGCGGCGCCGAGGACAUCCACGAGUGGGGACCCAAGUUCGAGAAACUGAGGGAGCUGUACUCGCACAGAGAGGCAGGAGACCUGUAGCUCCCCAGGGCUGCUAUUUUUAGUUCUCGAGGCAAAGUGCCCAGUGACAGCCCUGCUCACUGAUCACAGGUGCCACUGCGGGGAAAGGAAAAGGUAAGAAGCAGAAAGAUGAACUGGAACUUCACUUACACUGUGAUAAAAUCCCUUUAUGCUGCCAUACAAGGGCAGAAACUGGAUUUGGGCAUAACACAUGAACCCAGCUGCUUACUACUACGUAAUUUUCCAAAGGAAAAGGCCAGGUGUGCUGGCUACAUGCCUCAA
Molecule: messenger RNA, 8829 nt
Organism: Vidua macroura (Pin-tailed whydah)
Lineage: Eukaryota; Metazoa; Chordata; Aves; Passeriformes; Viduidae
Product: neural-cadherin-like
Exons: 34
Coding region: 1-8568 (2855 amino acids)
Biological process (GO): homophilic cell-cell adhesion
Cellular component (GO): catenin complex; plasma membrane
Molecular function (GO): calcium ion binding; cadherin binding
Source: RefSeq, a predicted model, not a curated record